Molecule: messenger RNA, 1122 nt
Organism: Sordaria macrospora k-hell
Lineage: Eukaryota; Fungi; Ascomycota; Sordariomycetes; Sordariales; Sordariaceae
Source: RefSeq, a predicted model, not a curated record
AUGCCAGGCACUCGCUCGCAAAGGUCCAGGGGUAAACCGUCGUUCCUCAAGCGGUCAUCAACAAAAGGCAGCAGCAAAAAUGAGACUCCGGAAAUCAUCCAACAAAUUGCCCGCGCUGCUUUGGUCUACUCUCUCAAGCGUCUGACCAGACAAGACUCGACCGAGAAAGGCAGCACAUCACGGCAACAACCUCGGUCAAGAUCGGCACACAAAGACAAACAGCCCAACGAGCGAGACCGUGGCACAGCAGUCAGAGCACGAGACAGCAGCAGAGCUAGUCACCGCAGCGACCGAGACCGAGACCGCGAUGGUACCCGUGAUGGCAACGACCUCCACGACGUAAUGGGUCAACUAGCCGUUGGCAUCCUCGGCUUUGGCAUCCGUCACUUUCUCCAUCAACGCAAGAAGAAGGAGAAGGAGGAGAAGGAGGAGAAGAACAAGAUCAAACCUCCCUUGUACUCAACCACCGCGACCCAAGGACCACGGCCUUCGGGAGAAUACCCAUACACCAGCUACGCCGACUAUCUGGCUGCUACCAGCAACAACAACACUGGAACUGGAAUCGGAGCCGGCACCAGAUCCAGAUCACUUCCCAUUGAUGGCCCCGGGACAGAAGCAACAAGCCUAGCAGCAACGCUCGACUCACUCAAGAAGGAACUGCGGACUACUUCAGAAGCCUUGGCUGAACUCACCUCGAAACCACCGUCGCAUAAAAAUUGCGAGGUGCACGAAGCGUUGGCGAAGAGGGCAGAGGGAAUCAGGGCUUCGAUAGAUAAUUUGGAGAUGGCAGUCAAUAAUGUCAGGAACUUGCAUCCUGAGAUUGAUGAUGACCGUGGUGCAUAUGGAGGGGUUGGCAAGGUGGGUAGAAAGGAAGAGAAAGGAAAGGGGAAGGAAGGUGAGGUUGGGAAGGAACGAAGUGAUGAUGAUGGGUGGGGUGAAAGAGAGGGAAGGAGGAGAGACCGGGAACGAGAAAGGGUGCGUAGGCAUAGGGAUGAUGGAAGGUGGUCUAGUAGGGAUGGGGAGAGGAAGCCGAGGAGAUCGGUUGAGUUUGAGGAUGAUUUGGAUCGAUAUGGAUAUUCAAGGGCAAGUGGAAGAGGGGAGUACAGGCGCCGGAGGAAAUAA